AUGACCAUUGACCAAAUGUUUUGAAACAAUUAUAACGAAUAAUAAGUAACAGUCUUUAACAAUAAACGCAUAAUAAGCUAAGUUUUCAUAUGCAAUUGCACUUACAAACUCAAACCUUUUCCUCUGUUUCAUUUGUUAUUUUAAUCUCUUUCCUUCUUUCUUUUCACAAACAAAGAAGGGAAAACAAAUUAUUGAAAAAUCUUGAUAAAACUUUCAUUGUAAAAAUGGAAAGAUAUGAAGCAAUAAAAGAUAUAGGUUCUGGGAAUUUUGGUGUAGCAAAGUUGGUGAUUGAUAAGAAGACUAAGGAGCUUUUUGCUGUCAAAUACAUUGAAAGAGGAAAGAAGAUUGAUGAGAAUGUGCAGAGGGAGAUCAUCAAUCAUAGAUCAUUAAGGCAUCCAAACAUCAUCAGGUUCAAAGAGGUCUUUGUAACAUCAACACAUUUGGCCAUUGUCAUGGAGUAUGCUGCUGGUGGCGAGCUCUUUAACAGAAUAUGCAAUGCUGGUCGAUUUAGUGAAGAUGAGGCCAGAUUUUUCUUCCAGCAGCUCAUUUCCGGAGUCAGUUACUGUCAUUCCAUGGAAAUUUGUCACAGGGAUCUUAAGCUGGAAAACACACUACUCGACGGUAGUCCAACACCUCGUCUUAAGAUAUGUGACUUUGGUUACUCCAAAUCCGGGAUACUGCAUUCACAGCCUAAGUCAACAGUAGGUACGCCAGCAUAUAUUGCACCCGAGGUUCUGUCACGAAAGGAAUAUGAUGGAAAGAUUGCUGAUGUUUGGUCCUGCGGAGUGACAUUGUAUGUGAUGCUGGUAGGAGGAUAUCCUUUUGAAGAUCCUGAAGAUCCUAAAAAUUUCCGUAAGACAAUUGCGAGAAUAUUAAGCGUCCAGUUCUCAAUCCCAGAUUAUGUACGCGUAUCAGCCGAUUGCAAACAGCUCCUUUCACGUAUCUUUGUCGCAAACCCCUCCAAGAGGAUCACAAUCCCAGAGAUCAAAAAGCAUCCAUGGUUUCUGAAGAAUUUCCCCAAGGAUCUAAUUGAAGGGGAGAAGACAAACUAUGAAGGUAAAGAUGGUGAUCAACAAACGGUUCAAAGCGAGGAGGAGAUAAUGCAAAUCAUUGAAGAAGCUCGAACACCAGGGGCAGGGGAGGCAGCCAAAGCAGAACAAAGUGCCGGAUCCGAAUUGCUAGAAGAUGAUGAAUUAGAGGCUGAACUGUUAGAUCCUGAUCUUAGUGGUGACUUUGCCUACACUGUUUAAUCAUCUUUACACCACCCUUUUUAUUCUUGUUGUGAGAUUUGUUGUAGGGUACAAACUCUUACAUUACUUGUUUUUGAUCAAUAUUUGUACAAAGUUUUAUCAGUGCAAGUACUAGAACAGAAAGAUACUUCAGCUAAAGGGUGCAUCCUUAAACUUAUUAACAACCUAUUCAAACUUAUCGAUACUCA
Messenger RNA from Beta vulgaris subsp. vulgaris (sugar beet), 1438 nucleotides. RefSeq names its product serine/threonine-protein kinase SAPK3. The record is from RefSeq and is a predicted model, not a curated record. NCBI's taxonomy places the organism in Eukaryota, Viridiplantae, Streptophyta, Magnoliopsida, Caryophyllales, Amaranthaceae. The coding region runs from base 90 to 1250 and encodes 386 amino acids. The transcript is spliced from 9 exons. Gene Ontology annotation, biological process: intracellular signal transduction; protein phosphorylation. Gene Ontology annotation, molecular function: protein serine/threonine kinase activity; ATP binding.